Messenger RNA from Plasmodium yoelii, 1314 nucleotides. RefSeq lists its product as uncharacterized. The coding region runs from base 1 to 1314 and encodes 437 amino acids. The record is from RefSeq and is a predicted model, not a curated record. The transcript has a single exon. NCBI's taxonomy places the organism in Eukaryota, Apicomplexa, Aconoidasida, Haemosporida, Plasmodiidae.
AUGUAUCCUUUAUCUGACGCAAAAUUAGAAAAGGUAUCAAACAAUGAAAUAAUAAGAAGGAUAUUGGAAUUACAAAAUGCAAUUGCCAUUAUUUCAGAUAACAUGGAAGUAGUGAAAUAUAGAAAUAAACUAUUAGAUGAAGAAAAUGCAAAUUUACAAAAUCAUAUUAAAAGCAUUGUUAAUGAAGUUAAAAUAGAAUAUUCUCAAAAUAUAAAUAAGAUAAAACAAACCCCAUCAAAAGAUUCACCUAACCACCUUACAGAAAACAAAUAUACUAAAUCACCUGAGCAUACUACUAGUCCUCAUAAUAAUGACAUUAAUUAUGUGCAUAACAUUCAAUCUCAGAAUAAUGAUGAAAACACAUUAAUUCAUAAUAACAAUAUGAAUGGGCAAAGCAAUCAAAAUAGAGAUGAUCAAAAUAGAGAUAAUCAAAAUAGAGAUGAUCAAAAAAGAGGCGAUCAAAAUAGAGGCGAUCAAAAUAGAGGCGAUCAAAAUAGAGGUGAUCAAAAUAAUAUAAUUGAUAAAAACCUCUCUGAACAUGCAUUUAAUAAACUAAUGCCUCAAGAAUAUACUAAUGAUAAUAAAAAGCCACAUUACGAAAAUAAUCUUGAAAAUCUGAAUAUAAAAAAUAGUCCACCUCCCCCAGAAAUUAAUUUAAAGGAUACAAAUUAUAUUUAUAAUGGAAACUAUAACCAUAGCGAUAAAAGAGAUUGUGAGAAUCUUCAGAAUUUUAAUAAGCAUUCAUCAAAAAAAAAUAUUUACAAUCUUAUAAUGGAAACCGAAAAAAUAAACUCUAUUUUCAGCAUGGCAUCGAAUGUCCUUAAUAAGUCUUUUUUUAAUGUACCCAAGGAUUAUGAUGCACCUAAAGUUAAAUAUCCAAAUAUCACGAAUAAAAAUCAUAUUAAGCAAUACAAUAUAUCCUCUCCAAACCCUCAUAAACCCGCCGAUGAUUUAGUAAACAAAACAACAUCUAUAGAUAAUAAAACGUAUGAUCAUUUAUCUGAACAAAAUAAUACUAUUGAAUCUUAUGACCAAGCAGAUAAAGAGGCCAUUGAUAGAAUGGAAAAAUCCAUUUUAAAUGUGAAUCUGCCACCACAUGUGGAAAUUUUAAGUGCAAAUGAGGAGAAGAAUAAUAAAAAUGACACAAAUGAUGAGGAGAAGAAUGAUAAAAAUGACACAAAUGAUGAGGAGAAGAAUGAUAAAAAUGACACAAAUAAUGAGGAAGGGAAUGAUAAAAAUGACACAAAUGAUGAGGAAGGGAAUGAUAAAAAUGAUACAAAUGAGGCGACCCUAAAUAAUAAACAAAAUAUUUAA